GGUGCCCUUCUCUCCCCGUCUCCGCAGCCUGGUCGGGGGAGGGAAUGGGAGGAGGAAUCUGCUGGAGCUCCCGGGACUAGUAGUGGUGGGUUCUGCACCUUCUCCUGCUACCAGCUGGCUCCACAUCAACCAAGGAGAACCUUCUCUUGUCCUCCAGCUAGCCACACAAUAGCUUUUCCUCUCUGGGAAUAUUCUGCAGCCUCUCCCCACCCCAAACAGUGCACCACCAUGAGAUACAUCACAUCAGUGCUGGGUUAUCUGUUGUUUCACUUGUUUGUACUCUGCCUACAAGCUCAGGUAACUGUUCAGUCCCCACCUAAUUUUACACAGCAUGUGAGGGAGCAGAGCCAGGUGACAGAUCAGCUGAGCCGUCGCCUCAUUCGGACCUACCAGCUGUACAGUCGGACCAGCGGAAAACAUGUGCAAAUCCUGGACAACAAAAAAAUUAACGCCAUCGCCGAAGACGGGGACCCGCAUGCUAAGUUAAUCGUGGAAACGGACACUUUUGGAAGCAGAGUUCGCAUUAAAGGUGCCGAAACUGGCUAUUAUAUCUGCAUGAACAAGAAAGGAAAACUGAUCGGAAAGACGAAUGGAAGAGGAAAAGAUUGCGUCUUCACAGAGAUCGUCCUGGAGAACAAUUAUACGGCUUUGCAAAACGUCAAAUACGAAGGCUGGUACAUGGCGUUCACCAGGAGAGGACGUCCUAGAAAAGGUUCCAAGACAAGGCAACACCAACGCGAGGUUCAUUUUAUGAAGAGGUUGCCGAAAGGUCACCACACCACAGAACCUCAUAAACGUUUUGAGUUUAUUAAUUACCCUUUUAAUAGAAGAAGUAAAAGAACUCGAUACUCGAGCUCCCGGUAGGAACCGGAUAAACACGCUUUCUGGGAUCCAUGGACUUUAAAUAAGACUACUCUAUUCUAAUAUAAAAAAAAAAAAAGAAAAAAACAUGGACUAGCUGUUUUAUAUAUAAAUAUACAUAUAUAUUUUUUGUUUUUUACAGAAGAUGAUCUAUUUUUUUAUUCCUAUGGGACUUUUUUUUAAGAAAAAAAAAAAAGAAGAAGAAUUGUAUGGACUUACAUGAAGUGCGCUCUUCUCGUAGAUCGUAGAAUUUUAUUUUUUUU
Messenger RNA from Spea bombifrons (plains spadefoot toad), 1124 nucleotides. RefSeq names its product fibroblast growth factor 8 (gene FGF8). The coding region runs from base 229 to 864 and encodes 211 amino acids. Gene Ontology annotation, cellular component: cytoplasm. Gene Ontology annotation, biological process: regulation of cell migration; positive regulation of gene expression; positive regulation of protein phosphorylation. NCBI's taxonomy places the organism in Eukaryota, Metazoa, Chordata, Amphibia, Anura, Pelobatidae. Gene Ontology annotation, molecular function: growth factor activity; type 2 fibroblast growth factor receptor binding; type 1 fibroblast growth factor receptor binding. The transcript has 5 exons. The record is from RefSeq and is a predicted model, not a curated record.